CGCGGGAUAAAGCGGGGCCGGACCUCGGCGCCCGCCAGGUCCCGAGCCCAGCGCCCUUGAUGGCGGCGCCGGUGGCCGAGGCGAGGCAGCCGCGGCGCUAGGGUCCCCGCCCGCCCGCUCGGCCUCGAUGGAGACUAUGGGCGCGGGCCGCCUGCUGGCCGUGGUGCUCGCGCUGCUCCAGGGCGCGCUGAUCCGGCCCUCAGCCCCGGAGCCGUUCCCCUCAGCCGUCACGAUCAAGUCCUGGGUGGACCGGAUGCAGGAAGACUUGGUCACGCUGGCGAAAACAGCAAGUGGCGUCACCCAGCUCGUUGACAUUUAUGAGAAAUACCAAGACUUGUAUACUGUGGAGCCAAAUAAUGCCCGCCAGCUGGUGGAGAUUGCAGCCAGGGAUAUUGAGAAGCUCCUGAGCAACAGAUCGAAAGCCCUGGAGCGCCUGGCUUUGAAAGCAGAGAAAGUGCAAGCAGCCCACCAGUGGCGGGAGGACUUUGCAAGCAAUGAAGUUGUCUACUACAAUGCUAAGGAUGAUCUUGAUUCUGAAAAAAAUGACAGUGAGCCAGGCAGCCAGAGGAUUAAGCCUGUUUUUGUUGAAGACGCUAAUUUUGGAAGACAAAUAUCCUACCAGCAUGCAGCAGUCCAUAUUCCCACCGACAUCUACGAGGGCUCAACAAUAGUGUUGAAUGAACUCAACUGGACAAGUGCCUUAGAUGAAGUUUUCAAGAAAAACCGAGAGGAGGACCCUACCUUGCUGUGGCAGGUGUUUGGCAGUGCCACUGGCCUGGCCCGCUACUACCCAGCUUCUCCGUGGGUAGACAGUAGAACUCCAAACAAGAUUGAUCUUUAUGAUGUACGCCGGAGACCAUGGUACAUCCAAGGGGCAGCGUCUCCCAAGGACAUGCUCAUUCUGGUGGACGUGAGCGGGAGCGUCAGUGGCCUGACUCUGAAGCUGAUCCGAACGUCUGUCUCUGAAAUGCUGGAAACGCUCUCAGAUGACGACUUCGUGAACGUAGCUUCCUUUAACAGCAAUGCUCAGGAUGUAAGCUGCUUUCAGCACCUGGUCCAAGCAAAUGUAAGAAAUAAGAAAGUGUUGAAAGACGCAGUGAAUAACAUCACAGCAAAAGGAAUAACAGAUUACAAGAAAGGCUUCAGUUUUGCUUUUGAACAGUUGCUUAAUUAUAACGUUUCCAGAGCCAACUGCAAUAAGAUCAUCAUGUUGUUCACGGAUGGAGGAGAAGAGAGAGCACAGGAGAUAUUUACCAAAUAUAAUAAAGACAAAAAAGUUCGCGUGUUCACAUUUUCCGUGGGUCAGCACAACUACGACCGAGGACCCAUCCAGUGGAUGGCCUGCGAAAACAAAGGUUAUUAUUAUGAAAUUCCAUCCAUUGGAGCAAUAAGGAUUAAUACUCAGGAAUAUCUGGACGUACUAGGAAGACCGAUGGUUUUAGCGGGAGAAAAAGCUAGAAAAGUCCAGUGGACAAAUGUGUACUUGGAUGCGCUGGAACUGGGACUCGUCAUUACUGGAACUCUUCCGGUCUUCAACAGAACCGGCCAGUCUGAAAAUGAGACAAAUUUAAAGAACCAGCUGAUUCUUGGUGUGAUGGGUGUCGAUGUCUCUUUGGAAGACAUUAAGAGACUGACACCACGCUUCACGCUAUGCCCCAAUGGCUAUUAUUUUGCAAUUGAUCCUAAUGGUUAUGUGUUGCUGCAUCCAAAUCUUCAGCCAAAGCCUAUUGGUGUAGGGAAACCAACAGUUAACGUAAGACAAAGAAGACCCAAUGUGCAGAACCCCAAAUCUCAGGAACCAGUCACUUUGGACUUCCUGGAUGCAGAGCUGGAGAAUGAUAUAAAAGUGGAGAUUCGAAAUAAAAUGAUAGACGGAGAAAGUGGAGAAAAAACUUUCAGAACUCUAGUAAAAUCUCAAGAUGAGAGAUACAUUGACAAAGGCAACAGGACCUACACGUGGACCCCAGUCAAUGGGACAGACUACAGUUUGGCCUUGGUAUUACCAACCUACAGUUUUUACUAUAUAAAAGCCAAAAUAGAGGAGACAAUAACUCAGGCCAGAUCAAAAAAGGGAAAAAUGAAGGAUUCAGAAACCCUGAAACCAGAUAACUUUGAGGAAUCUGGCUACACAUUCAUAGCCCCAAGAGAUUACUGCAAUGACCUUAAACCAUCUGAUAACAACACUGAAUUCCUUUUAAAUUUCAAUGAGUUUAUUGACAGAAAAACUCCAAACAACCCAUCAUGUAAUACAGAUUUGAUUAAUAGAGUCUUGCUGGAUGCAGGUUUUACAAAUGAACUUGUCCAAAAUUACUGGAGUAAGCAGAAAAACAUCAAGGGAGUGAGAGCACGGUUUGUUGUGACUGAUGGUGGGAUUACCAGAGUUUAUCCCAAAGAGGCUGGAGAAAAUUGGCAAGAAAACCCAGAAACCUAUGAGGACAGCUUCUACAAGCGGAGCCUGGAUAAUGAUAACUAUGUUUUCACAGCCCCCUACUUUAAUAAAAGUGGACCUGGUGCCUAUGAGUCAGGCAUUAUGGUAAGCAAAGCUGUAGAAAUAUAUAUCCAAGGAAAAUUCCUUAAGCCUGCAGUUGUUGGAAUUAAAAUUGAUGUGAAUUCCUGGAUAGAGAAUUUCACCAAAGCCUCAAUCAGGGAUCCGUGUGCUGGUCCAAUUUGUGACUGCAAAAGAAACAGUGAUGUAAUGGAUUGUGUGAUUCUAGAUGAUGGUGGAUUUCUUUUGAUGGCAAAUCAUGAUGAUUAUACGAAUCAGAUUGGACGAUUUUUUGGAGAGAUCGACCCCAGCCUGAUGAGACACCUGGUUAAUAUACCAGUGUAUGCUUUUAACAAAUCUUACGACUAUCAGUCAGUGUGCGAGCCAGGUGCAGCCCCGAAGCAAGGAGCCGGACAUCGCUCGGCACACGUGCCCUCCAUAGCAGACGUGCUGCAGAUCGGCUGGUGGGCCACCGCUGCUGCCUGGUCUAUUCUCCAGCAGUUUCUCCUGAGUUUGACCUUUCCUGGGCUCCUGGAAGCAGUGGACGUGGAGGAGGAGGACUUCACAGCCUCCCUGUCCAAGCAGAGCUGCAUCACUGAGCAAACCCAGUACUUCUUCUACAAUGACAGCAAGUCCUUCAGCGGCAUCCUGGACUGCGGGAACUGCUCCAGAAUCUUUCACGUAGAAAAGCUUAUGAACACCAACUUAAUGUUCAUAAUGGUCGAGAGCAAAGGGUCCUGUCCCUGUGACACUCGGCUGCUCAUCCAGGCGGAGCAGACGUCUGAUGGUCCAAAUCCUUGCGAUAUGGUUAAGCAACCCAGAUACCGAAAAGGGCCAGAUGUCUGCUUUGACAACAGUGAGAUGGAGGAUUAUUCCGACUGUGGUGGUGUUUCUGGAUUAAGAUCCUCCCUGUGGUCUGUUCUCGGACUCCAGUUUCUACUCCUCUGGCUUGUAUCUGGCAGCAGACACUACCUAUUGUGACCUUCUGAAACCAAAACCACGGAAUUAAACUCCAGACCCUGCCAAAACAGGAGUCUGAGAUGACAUUAAAGUAGGGACACGCGUGGAGUCAGCCAAACACGAGCUGCGCCUGUCCCAUGGCAUCUCUGAGACACAGAACCUGGGGCCCCCAGUGGCUGCAUGUCGGGGGUCUACCCUCAGCCUCAUGUGAACGCUGCACCAUGGUAUAGAACAUCCAAGCAGAGACUCUGUGUGCUCCGCUGGGUAACAGGAGUUGUUGCAUUGCUGGUGAGCAUGUGUCAGAGGGCUCCCCACACGACUGUUUGUCAUAGGGGACGUCUUGAUUUUGGCCUAAAAUUUCAACUUGCUGCAGAUUUACCAAGAAAAUCUGUAAGUGGGGGAAAGGGAUAGUUAUUUUUGCCUUCAUUUAUUCUUCUGUUAAACGUUAAAUCCUGCUUUGAGUAGUUCCCUGACUGUAGAGGAAUGGAGAAAGAAGGAAAGGGAAUUCACAGUGCUCUGAGCUGCUGAAAUAUGAAUAAUGGCUAAUUUUCUACAAAACUUUUGCCGGGAAUAAAAUGCCUUAUGCAGAAUGACUUCUCUGCCAGAAAUAAAACACAAUUGAUGACCAAUUAAAUGGGGUAGUGAAUUGAUAGUUUGAAAAUAAUAGCUAAGAAAUUAUUAAACUAAAGAUGCUUGAGGGUGAAAUUUGAAUACGUGACAUAUUUUCUCAUAAAUGUAAGCCCUAUAAAGCUCUGAUGUAAUGUUCCUUCUUUUGGUUCACAGUACGGUUAUGCAGUGCUAGCCAGGUAUUUAAAAAAGCUCUAAGAGAAGCUUGUUGGGGGGAGGGAAAGUGUUUUUCUCGUGAUAAAUGAACUUGGGUCACCAAGGGUAUUUUGCAUGAUGCUCCUGCUGCUAUUUUAACUUUUUGGUUUGUUUUUCUCUUAUUGUAGAGUGUAGUCUAUUGAAAAGUUACCCAAGUGACAUUAUUGUCAUGUAAGAAUAUGAAACUUGCAGUUAAAUGCACUUAAGUUAUCUUUAGAAAUGUCAUUAAACUACUCUGAAUAUACUGUGCAAUGUAAAUGCGGAAUGAGAGGGUUAGGUAAUGGCAAAAUGAGAAUUAAUGGAUUUUAUACAGAUUCGUGCUUCUGCCUGAAAACCCAUGUACAGAUAUUUUAAGUACAUAAAUCAGAUUUAACACAUUUAUUUUUUGAAAAGUACAUAUAUGUUCUCAGUGAAGCUACACCCUAGGUUCCCUGUUUGUUCAUUUCACAGGAGGGUGGACGAUCCCGGCUCUACUUUUUUCCUCCAUUUUCGAUGCUGUGAUCAUUUGGCCAAAAUCCCAUGACAUUUGAUGAGGGUUUUGUAACAAUCUGAACAAAUAGGAAACCUUGAAUCUCUACAAAUGCACAUGAACACUUGAUUGUGAAUAAUGACAUUUGUUUUUAUACAGCCUCAUUAGUGAAAAUGGUUAGUGUAGUAAAUCAGAUAUUUCAUUAUAGAUUAAUAUGGUAUCAAAAUAUUAUUUAUGCUUUUAAACAUUAUUUCCAGGAAAAAACAGUGUUUGAAGAAAGGGCGAAAACAAUGAAUGGGUAACUCUAGGAAAAGUGCAUAAUUUUACCGAAGGCUGAAAGUAUGCAGAUAUAUUUAUGAUAAAAUGCAUUUUUCUUUAUUCAAACAUGCCAAAUUUUGGUGUGUGCAUAUGCUGGGAAAUUUCUUAUAUAUAAUUUUAACAUCAAAGUUAUUUACAUUACCCAGCAUGCUUUCAUAUCUUCUACAUAUCAAAAUCAUAGCCAAUUCUUUAGCAAUGUUGAAGAUACAUUUUUUUUUUGUUUUUAGUUUUGCAUAUGUUUAUAAUCCCCUCGUACCACCACUGUAUCCCAAGUACCAUGUGUGAACACUUCCUUAAUAAGAUUUUUUUAAUUUAAAAUGGGGGAAGGGAGAAGUGGAAUCACUUUGCCAACUAUUGUUCUAAGAGUUGACAUCAGUUACCAUUUCUAAUGCAUUGUAAUUUUCUAGUCUACUCAUAACUUGUAUUGAUGUUUUAGAAAACACCAAAGUGAUUUAAAAACAAGUUAUAAUAUGUUUAAAUCACGUUGUUUGUUAAUUAGAUAUUUAAAUCUUACUGUUAACUUUUGCAGAAUUUUAAAUCAUGAAAGUGUUGGGAAGGGGAUAUCAAAAAUAUAAAUUGUUAGUUUAUGUAAAUAAGUGACGCACAUUAAAACAAACAGUUGCUUCCAGCAUACAACAAACUACCUUAAGAUUGCGUUUAAAGUCCAUUAAAUAUAUUUUCCUGGCCCAUGUCACUUAUAUAGUAUGUUUUCAUCAGCUGCAUUAUUGUUGUGUUAAUCGCAUUUAACCUCAGCGUACCUCGGCAGGGCUCCGUUUGAUUACAGUUCUGUAUCAUAACAGCCACUUACAGGGUAGAAAAUUGGGUAAGAACUUGCUCUUGGACUAAAAAUUGUUUCCAGAAUCAAUACUAGUCAUCCUGGGUUUGGCGUACUCUUUUUCAAAAGACAAUAGCACUCAUUCCACCAAGUUGCUACAUUAAAUGUACUGUUUUUCUAUGAAUUCUGUUGAUAGAAAUCUCAAAGUCUGAUAUUAAUAUUGAUUUUCAGGGCCGGGGCUUUAGCUCAGUGGUUUUGCUGCCUGCUGCGCAAGCGCAAGGACCCGAGUUCGAUCCCCGGUACCCACCCACCCCCAAAAUUGAUUUUCAAAGACUGAGCAGUAUAAUAGAUCCAUGAAAAGGCUUUUGAACCUUUUAUUACAUAUUUAGUUUGUGCUGUGCUCACGCAGCUGAACGUAGUGUGUCACUGCAGCUGCGUCACAAUGAGUCUUGGCUUUGUCCUCAGCCACAGGAUGGAGGUUUGCAUUCAUCAUUUCUUUCUCUUCUCCUCACGUGAACAACCAGCAUUACUGCCAGACGCCAAUCGUGGUCCACUUUGUAAAAGGUUUUUAACAUGACAUAGUUAGCAAGUUUGAUUGAAGAGAUUUUUAGGUCCUGGGCUUAUACGAUUUUAGUACAAUCUUUUUUCAUGUUUCUAAUGCUUGAGGAGUUAUUGAUUAACUUGGACAACAAACAGAGCAAAACAGUGUUGCUGCCAUUUGUAAGUUUCCUAUACAAUAUUCCUUUUAUUAACUUUAAAACUGGCCUUACGGGGUUCAAAUAGGCAGUACCCCUUUUAAGUGACCUUUGCAAUCCAAGUGUUACUUGCUUAUUUGAUGCUCUCUCUCGUAACUUUACAUCUCCUUUAAAUCUUUGUCUUGUCUUCAUCAAAGUUUAAAUUCUAUGUCUUAAUUUAAAACUCUCAAGCAAUUCCAUCAAUCAUGUUAGUUGACAUUAAAAUGUCGAAAGAUGUAGAGUCUAACCUGGCGAGAGAAAAUGGAUUUUGUGACUUUUUCACUUGCCCCAAAUUUCAAUAUUUCAUUAUUAUCUGGACCUUGUAUUGUUUCUCAUAGCAGAAUGUUAAUAUUGUUCAUAUUCAAUAUACAUUUCUGUAAAGAGCAUAUCACCAAACAAAAGUAUCGAGUGUUGACAAUUUACAGAAUUUGGAAGAUUUAGACAAGCCCUUACCAAUUGCUUCACCUACCUUAUUUCUAGUUCACAUCAAAGCAAUUAUCUCAGAGAAAUUCUGCUGAGUAAUGGGCCACUGUCUUGGAUAGAUGCCAGUUGAGAAGCUUGGAGAAGCUGUCCUUUCUGUUGUGUUGUGUGAUUGUUGGAUCAUGCUUUUAGGGAUUCUUUCAAUGAAAUGCUCAAUGUGCAUCCCUGAAAAAGGCCAAGUGGCUUUUGUGAAAAAUAGACCCCCCCCAUUAUGUUCUCUUGACAUUUUUGUGGAAGUUAACUAGCCUGUUAAAAACAUUUUGUAAAAAUUUGUAUAAUACUGUUAUAAAAAUAUUUAUAAUCCCAGAAAAUGUUGUGUUAAAUCUUGUGCAAAAACAGUAUAUUCAGAAUAAAAGUUUAUCAUUUACAGUCA
Molecule: messenger RNA, 7416 nt
Organism: Heterocephalus glaber (naked mole-rat)
Lineage: Eukaryota; Metazoa; Chordata; Mammalia; Rodentia; Bathyergidae
Gene: Cacna2d1
Product: calcium voltage-gated channel auxiliary subunit alpha2delta 1
Cellular component (GO): L-type voltage-gated calcium channel complex
Molecular function (GO): voltage-gated calcium channel activity
Source: RefSeq, a predicted model, not a curated record